Molecule: messenger RNA, 1657 nt
Organism: Drosophila serrata
Lineage: Eukaryota; Metazoa; Arthropoda; Insecta; Diptera; Drosophilidae
Gene: jigr1
Product: jing interacting gene regulatory 1
Biological process (GO): regulation of transcription by RNA polymerase II
Cellular component (GO): transcription regulator complex; nucleus
Source: RefSeq, a predicted model, not a curated record
GAAUCAAUUGCGCGCAAUCCGUCGGCGGCGGCGGUUGCAAAGAGAAAAACCUCUCCUCUGAAAAGAAGCAGUGAAAAACAGUGUUCAACUCCUGGCCGAUCGAGGAACUUAACGCCUUUGGCACGACGACGAUCUUUGAGCGAUGAUGAUAGUGGUGCGUUGAACAGUGCUCGAGUGUUUAUCUGUCGAUCUCAAAUUUACAAUUCGAAGACUAAUAAAUUAUAAGACUAAGCUUAUGUAUCUAUCAAUAUAAAUUCAGUAACAGCUACGCUAGCAGCAAUCGAGCUAGAAAGCCAGCAGACGCCAACAGACAUAAGAGCGCGCGCUUAAUAGGUAUAAAAAUACAUACAAAACGGAGGCGAAUCUGAAUUUGAAUAUUUCGAGGAGAGCACCGACGUGGAAACCGAAGCAGCAGUAGUCAAAGGAACUAAGGGCAUGGAGAACCUGUCGCACUUGUAUCCCCCAUCGCUGCCAAAGGGGCGUGGCCGGCCAAGGGCCACCUACGCGCAGACGGGCGAGUUCGAUCUGGGUUUGAUCCGGGAAUACCGAUCCCGUCCAGUCCUGUACGAUCGCACCAACAAGCGUUUUAAGGACAAGCUGUAUGUGGCCCAACAAUGGGAACAGAUCUCCCACAAGCUGGGUUACGAUGCCACCAGCCUGAGAGAUCGCAUGAUUACGCUGAGAAACCGUUACAACAUUGAAAAGCGGCGCGUCGAGAAUGGACUCUCCACACAGGCGUCGCAGUGGCCGCUGUUCGAGAGCCUCCAGUUUCUGGGCGAUCACAUACGGCCCAGGCGCAGCUUUAAAAAUAUGUGCAAGCUGGAGGAUGACGAGGAGCCGUACGAGGUGGACGAGAGCGAUAGCAAUGGGCAUAUGAUGAGCGUCAAGGACGAGAUGGAGGAGGAUAGCGAGAUCUUUGAUUGCGAACAGACGCUGCCCGUUACCACAGUGCUGGGGAUUCCCCUAAACAAUUCCGAUGAGAUUAAAAACCAACGCCAGAUGAACGGAAGCGAUGUGGCCAAUGGCAAGAACUACAAUCACUUUGCAGAGAGCUACCAGCGACGGCAAAACAUUCAGCCGGAGUACAUCACCAGUAGUCCCAUUGUCCACAAGAGCAGCAGCGGCAAACGGAGAGCACAGCAUGAGGAGCAUCCGGCGAAGCGCAGUAGGACAGCAGUAGAGGAGUCACAACAUUUAUCCACAUUUCCUUCCUUCUAUCCCGAGCCCUUGCCACCGGCCUAUGCCAAGUUCCAUGGCUUUGGCGAGUUUAUGGUCCACUCCUUGUGCGACAUGCCGCCGACCAUAGCCCUGCGUCUGGUGCAGAAGUUCACCCGCGAACUGGUCCAGACCUCGCUGCGCAACGAGGACAGCGGCAGCAGCAGCAGCAAACGGAAGCCGGAUCAAUCGGAUCCAGUCGAUCCGGUCGAUCAGAGCAGCGAGUCGCAGGAGGAGGAGGACGAGUAGAUUUUAAGUUGCAAUUUUUAAUUACGGGUAGGGACGCGUGUCUACAUCUAUAUAAAUAUAGCCGCACUAAUGACAGAUUCGAUUACUACAUUAACAUAUUGUAUAAAGAACUCUUUUCUUUUAAGUCUUCUGGAUGAAAAGACCCAGAGCAUUUCAUUUAUCAACAAUAAUGGCAAACCAAAAUAUACACUCA